Diorhabda sublineata is the source of this 4994-nucleotide messenger RNA. Its product is annotated as facilitated trehalose transporter Tret1-like. Gene Ontology annotation, biological process: transmembrane transport. Bases 60 to 1556 code for a protein of 498 amino acids. Gene Ontology annotation, cellular component: membrane. Gene Ontology annotation, molecular function: transmembrane transporter activity. NCBI's taxonomy places the organism in Eukaryota, Metazoa, Arthropoda, Insecta, Coleoptera, Chrysomelidae. The transcript is spliced from 2 exons. The record is from RefSeq and is a predicted model, not a curated record.
GUCAUUUGCCCUGAACAAACUCGUUAAGUUUAUAUAUAGACUUAUCUCAACAAAUAUGUAUGAGAAAAUCUACUACAAAUAUUUAUUUAAAAUUAAAUUUAAAUAUUUCCCGAACUGGUGAAAUUACCACUUUCAAGAUGCCUUUCAACUUUGCUUUGUACCAAGCUGCUUUUGCAGUGAACCUCCUAUCAAUCAACACGGCAAGUGUAUUUUCAUGGGCAUCACCAUCGAUACCACUCCUAUCAAGCAACGACAAAAACAUAAAUCCUUUGGGAAGACCUGUAACGACCUUUGAAGAAUCUUGUAUAGCCUCGUUAGGCUCAGCUGGAUCUGUCAUUGGGACUUUACUAUCAGGAUAUGUUGCCGAGAAGCUUGGUCGAAAGAAAACAUUGUUUGUUUUUAGUAUUCCAACUGUAAUUUUGUUAAUAUUAACAGCUAACGCUACAAAUAUUUACUUGCUAUAUUUGGCGAGGUUAAUUUUAGGCAGUAGUGCAGGUUGCGUCCUCAAUGUUUUACCAAGUUUUAUAGGCGAAAUUAGUGAAGAUUCUAAUAGGGGUACACUAGGAGGUAUUUUUGGUAUUAUGAGUGGUAUAGGACAUUUGCUCUGUUUCGGAAUAGGUCCUUUAGUGAGCAUAAGAACAUUCGCUUACAUUCUAUUAACACCAGUUUCUAUUUUCAUUUGUUCUUAUUUCUUUCUUAUUCCCGAAAGUCCGCGAUAUUUAGUUAGUAAAGACGAUCAUGAGGAAGCUAGAAAGAAUUUGAAGAGAAUACGUAAGUCUUCCAAUAUAGAGAAAGAAUUACAAUAUUUAAUCUUAGUAGAACAAAAUACUAAAAACGGAGAUAAAGUUUCUUUGAAGGAGCUCUUCAAUUCUCCUGUUGUUAUAAGAGGUUUAUUCAUUUCCUGUUCUAUGUUUUUGAUACAACAAAUAACAGGUGUUGGUUUUAUUUUAGCUUUUUUGCAACAAAUUCUUGAGGCCAGCGGAGGAGUUAUUCCGCCAGCUGUAGCAUGCGUCAUCAUCGGUUUCGUCCAAAUAAUAUUCAGUCUGUUUUCAACCGUUUUAGUAGAUCGCGUUGGUAGAAAAAUUCUCCUACACAUUUCUUCGACAGGUCUGUCUUUAUCCAUGCUGUCGAUUGGUAUAUUUUUCGUAUUAAAAGAUUAUAACUGUAACGUUGAUAGUAUAUUUUGGUUACCUCUCGCAGGUCUAAUCGGUUUUUACAUAUUUCUCAACGUAGGUUACGGUUUUAUACCUUGGACGUUAUGUGGAGAAUUAUUUACAACUAAUACCAAAUCCCUUUGUGUCACUAUAUCAACAUCGUUUUGUUUAUUAUUAAAUUCAUUUGUGAACGCAUCUUUUCCUUUACUCCGAGAUACUCUUGGAAUGGGCGGAGUAUUUAUAAUGUUCGGUACUUUAACCGGUUUGUCGUGUAUCUUUGUCGCUUUAGUUGUUCCGGAAACGAAAGGAAAAAGCUUUGAAGAAAUACAAAACGCUCUACGACCUAAACCGAAGAGCAUUGUUUUGGUGGAUUAUAUAUUUGAUGAGAAAAUUCCACGAUGAAAGACUGACUCUGAAAAAUGUCAACUAGUUUAGGAUAACACAAGUUAACAAGAUUUUUUAUAUCCAAUUUCGAUUAAGUAUGAUUAAUAUAAGAAAAGAUACUUUAGACUCAUUAAUUUUGUGAUUUUGAUGCUAUCUAAACAAAAAUUCACGUAAAUCUCAAUUUUUUUCAGUUUUGGUUGUAAAUUGAAAGACAAGAAUUAAUUUUAUUUUAUAUAUGUUUAAAAAAAACAGGAAGCGUUAAAAAUAUAAAUAUUUUUAGUGUUUAUUUGCUCAAGUGAAUGAUUCCUCUCAAAAAAAAUCACCCAUAACAUUGCCAUGAUAUUUUUCUGAAAAAAAUUGUUCAAAAUUCUCUUCUUUCCCUUCUUUCUAUCUCAGUUUUGAACUGAUUGUACUUUCGUGGUCAUUCUACAAGCCCUACCUUCAAAGGUAUUAAGCAUUUUACAAAUAAUUGCUUAGAAAUUUCUAGCUCAACCUGGAACUAUCCAUUUAUGUUAUUAGGUCAAAAUAAACUAUUCGAUUAACAGAAAUUUCCUUCCUUCUUCUGAGCGAGCCGUAUCAAGUCCCCUUUACGUUGGCGAUCAGCAUGGCAAAACUCUUUCUAUCUUGAGCUAGUCUAAAUAACUGUCCAGCUUCUCUUAACCCAGUCCAUUCUUUAUAUUCUUCAACCAAGAGGCUUGUUUCCUUCUAAUUCCUCUACGAUCUUUAACUUUACCCACGGGAAGAUAAACUCAAAUAAGCUAUAUUCCUGCAUUUAAUGUUAUCCACCAACUCACGAACAGAAUUUGCUCUGUUAAGGACUGCAUAGUUUAUUUGUACGGUAUCUUGAGAAUGCGCCUCUAUAACCGCAUUUCAAAAGUCUCUAAUAGUGGGUCCACACGAAACAUAUUUCUCUAAAAUUCUAUAGAAUUUUGUCUGUGCAAACUAGACAAUACAGACAAAUGUCGGUGCGAUCCAAAAGUCGGAGUAUACAUGUAAGUCUGCGUAUUUAUCGUAUCUAAAAAAUAUAAAUUGUAUUUUCUCACGAAAAGUCUGUACAGACAUGUAUGGGUAAAAUUUUUUACUCCGACUUCAUAGACUGUGCAGAUAUCUGUACGAACAAAAGUCUGUAUCGUGUGGACCCACCAUAAGCGGUAGAUAUUUUUAAAGUGUAUGCUUCGACACCAUAUAAAAAAACUGAUCAUAUGUAACAUUUGAUCAUCCGUUUCCGGAUGUUGCACGAGCUACCUCAAUUGUAAAUUUUAUUUCCUUAUCUGGAUCCGGUUGUUCAGGAAUGUAGCCAAGAUAUUUGAAACUAGACGUUCUUUGAAUCGUUUGUCCGCUUACCUGUAGCUGUGACGACAAGCGACUAAAUAUAAAUUCCCACAGAGCUGAUUUAUACUGGAUACUUUGGGUGCACAUUAGUAACAAAUCCCCAUCGAUCCCAUAUGUGCUAAAUAAGUUACUCAUGAUCAAAAUUUUUUCAAUAUUUUCGUAGUAAACAGUGAGUGUCAUGGAAAGAAUUGUGGAUCUAUCUAUCUAUAUCAAACGCACAUAUUUCACACUAUGAGGUCGUGUAUUUGAUGACUCGAUUUUUUUAUCGUGGUUUCUCUAGUAGGCAUGAAAGAAUUGUGGAAUAUUCACUACAUUUCAAUUAUUAAUAUUUAGUAACGAUAUUAGAACAUCUUUUCCAAACAUCCUUCAGUUCAUCUGUUUUUUAGAAAUUUAAACAUUUCUUUCAUUCCGGAUGUAUCUGGAAUACGGGGAGAGUACGAUUUCCGUGGCGGGGAUUAGGCUCAAUCAACCUAACCUAACCAAAAUAAAUCGAAAAUGGAGAAUGGAAUUUUUUGAUAUCUCACUUCGUUUUCGAGAUAUCGAUACUUAAAGUUAUAAUCAAACGUUAAUUGAAAAUUCGCUUUAUUGAACAGAUUGCGUUCAAUACUUCGUUUCAAAUGAAUAUUUUAUCACUUCUAAUUUAAUAUGAAUAUUGUAAUUCAAUAAACAAAAGAUUUUUUAUUAUAUAAGUUUUAUAUUAUUUAUAUGAUAAUGAAAUAAAACUGAAAUAAUCCUCACGCGAAAAAAAUUUAGACAAUUUUGGCUGUAACAAAUUCACGAGUUUUGAACUUUUUACACUCAACGUGCACCACGAGAAAGUCGGGUUAGGUUAGGUUGAUAUAUACAAAUAUAUUUUAUUCUUCAUUUUCGAUUUAUUUUCAGUCGAUUCACAAAAUGGCAUAGCAAAUCCAGACGCCACGGAAAUCAUACUCGUACCUGGAAUACAGUCAAUUUCACCCUUUGAGAUGAGUUUCAGGAAGAGUUUGUGAUAAUUUAGCGUUCUCGUACUCAAAAUCCGUGCUACAACUUUUGCACGAACUCGAAUUUCUUUGAAAAUUAUUUCUUAAGAUGGAGGACUAGUAGUUUCUGCAAACUUUUAGUGUUUUUAUUCUCCUCAUUUGCUUCAUGGCCGCAUAAUACAAAUAUUAACUUCCAUCCUGCUAUAAUACGAGGUGGAGUGAUUUUGUAUAAACCGUCUUCUUAAUUCCUUUCAUUUCUUUAAAUACUUGAGUCGAUUAAACUUUUCACUCCACUAAUUCCUCUAACUCUGACCAUACUGUAAACGCGAUGUAGCAUAUGCAAGUGAUUACUUGUGAUAACGUUAACUGACUUUUGGCGUAACCCCCGUAUAAUGUAAUUUUUACCACUUUUGGAAUCGCGAUAUCUCAGAAACGGUAGUUCCUAACCAUAAAAGGAUAAUGACAGUUUUUGUAGAUAAUUUUGUGAUCUACAAUUUUUACUUAAAACUUUUUUUUAUAAAACAUUUACCAUAACAACAGAAAAAAAUUGACUUAGUAUUGAUGGGGACUCCUGGUAACUUAUUUGUAAUGGUAAUCUCAAGGUUCUCACAAAAUUCACGUUUUUGGUAUCGUAGAUAAAAGCAUGGGUAGCAUGGUUAUUUGUACCUACAUUAAAUUUUUUCCUGAAAACCAGUCAUAUUGAAAUCUCUGGAAUUUGGCCGUCUGGAAUAUUCUUCAUACUUAAAAGUUUAAAACAGCAUUUAUAAUUUGAAUUUAACUCAAUUAAUUUUUUGUUGAAUCUAUAGGUAAUGUACAAAACCAAAUAUUUACCACCAUUAUUUUUUUUUUGUGAACAGUCAAAAAUUAUUUUUUGUUAACUUGUGUAAUUUAUAUGAUGGGAAAAUAUUAACAAACUCCUAUAUCUAUGAAAAAAAGUUUUAUUUUGACAUUAUAGGAGUAUAAUGAAAGUAAUCAAAUAUAAUAAUGAACGACUGAUGAUUAUUUCCCAUCAUCAUAAUUAAAUAUUAAUUUUUUAUCAGUUGUUCAACUACUAUAAAUUGGAGUGCCAUAUUUAUAAGCACAAAAUGUUGUAUAUUAGUACAAAAUAUGUGCAAACCAAGAGAUUUUGUAACUUUUUUAUAAAAAAAUAAAAUAUAAUAGUGAA